This is a messenger RNA of Pochonia chlamydosporia 170, 1413 nucleotides long. Its product is annotated as CMP/dCMP deaminase, zinc-binding protein. The record is from RefSeq and is a predicted model, not a curated record. Gene Ontology annotation, cellular component: nucleus; cytoplasm. Gene Ontology annotation, biological process: tRNA wobble adenosine to inosine editing. Bases 1 to 1413 code for a protein of 470 amino acids. The transcript is spliced from 3 exons. Gene Ontology annotation, molecular function: tRNA-specific adenosine-34 deaminase activity. Lineage: Eukaryota; Fungi; Ascomycota; Sordariomycetes; Hypocreales; Clavicipitaceae.
AUGCCGCUGCUUCAGUCUCUUGGACUGGCACCUGCCAAACAUGCUAUUCGCAAACUGUUUCGCCGGCCGCCAGCUGAUAACGUGGAAAACGGAGACAACAGACCACCAAGCCAGUUUUCGUCUGCGGCAGCUGGCUCAGAAAACUCAGCCCAUGAUUCAUCACCACCUCAGAAUUUACUCACAAAACCGGACGAAAAAGCAUCAAAGCAUCUGAAGCAUCGAAAACCCUCUGAAACCAGCAUUUCACCGAACGAUAUUUCGGACAAAAUGGCUGUGGCCGAUCAGCAGUUGUCCCAAGAGGACAAGGAGAACCACCGACCACAAGGAAGCGAUGGUGGCGAUUUGGUGCUUCCGUUAAAGAAUUUGGACAUUAAUUCCCAAAAUGAAAGCCCCAGUGACGUCGAAAUCAUCAUUGAGGACCCCGCUGUUUUGGCUGAACGGGCUCAUCAUUUACGAUUCAUCGAGGAGGCACUCGACAUGGCUCGACUUGCGCUUCGUACGAAUGAAACCCCAGUGGGUUGUGUGCUUGUUCACAACGGCACCAUUAUCGCCAAAGGAAUGAACGCAACGAACGUUACGCGCAAUGGUACCAGACACGCAGAAUUUAUGGCCAUCUCGGCUCUCUUAUCAUAUCCCCCGAAGAAUGGUCCCCGUAAAACAUCUCUGAGACCGAAAGAUCUCCCGAGACCAGCCUUCAAAACACCUGACGAUGCCUCCGAUGCAACCUCGAUUGAAUCAAAGUCACCCGACGAAGGCAAUGAAGAUGGCAAGAAGGGUCAUUUAUAUCCUUAUGGCCAGAAACUUUAUCCCCAUGACAAGGUCAACCGCGAAAUUAUUCGAGAAUGCAUUCUCUAUGUCACAGUGGAGCCCUGUGUGAUGUGUGCAUCUCUCCUGAGACAACUAGGCAUCAAAAAAGUGUAUUUUGGUGCCGUCAAUGACAAAUUUGGUGGUACUGGGGGUGUGUUCAGCAUUCACGCCAAUUCUUUGCCUGUCAGGGAGGAUGGGCAAACACCGAGCGCACAUCCCACUCCGCGACCAUCCCAGCUCCCAGAUGGCAGUGGCACACUAGGCACAUCCUACCCGCCUGGUGGAGGCGAUGGUGGGAAUGUGGAAGAAGGAUAUGAGAUUGAAGGUGGAUGGGGACGUGAUGAAGCUGUAGGACUUUUGAGACGGUUCUACGUGCAAGAAAAUGGGCGUGCACCUGUGCCGAGGAAGAAGGAGGGAAGGGCAGCUCGAUUGGCGGCUAUGAUGGAGAAGGAUGGCGAGGCGGAAAUUGAGUCUCCUACUGGUGAGGCUGUUCAAGAAUCGGAAACAGAAACGGCCCAACGUCAAGAUGAAGAUAUUGGGAAGGAGAAUGUUGACCCAAACCCUGCCGCAAAUGCCCUGCUAGGAAAACAGGUCGAGGCGGCUUAG